Molecule: messenger RNA, 4826 nt
Organism: Ictidomys tridecemlineatus (thirteen-lined ground squirrel)
Lineage: Eukaryota; Metazoa; Chordata; Mammalia; Rodentia; Sciuridae
Gene: Calcrl
Product: calcitonin receptor like receptor
Biological process (GO): angiogenesis; adenylate cyclase-activating G protein-coupled receptor signaling pathway; cell surface receptor signaling pathway
Cellular component (GO): plasma membrane
Molecular function (GO): calcitonin gene-related peptide receptor activity; calcitonin receptor activity; adrenomedullin receptor activity
Source: RefSeq, a predicted model, not a curated record
CUCUGUCUGUUCAGGCUGCUUCUUGCUCUGGUCUCAGAAAAGAAAGGAGUGCUGCUCCUUUCCUGGGGUAUGCUAUUUGAGAAAGAGAGUAACCUAACACUAACUGCAGGCGGGGUCAGAGUGAUGUAACAGGAAGCUCUGAUGUUUCCCUUCUGCUGCUGAUCACUUACAAUCUGACAACACUUCUAAUCUACUCAGAACAACUCCUGUCUCUCCAGCAGAGUGUCACCUCCUGCCUUGGGCCAUCAGGCUCUGCUAACCAGAGCUCACCCUGCCUGCAGGAUCACAUUGCAUGGCUUUCACUCUUUCUCACCUUGCCUGGGAGUAAAUCUCUUUUGCGGAAUCUCAGAAAAUCAAAUUCCAUCCUGAGGCUAUUUCACCAAGAAUUUCCUUAGGAGCUGUGCUGGGGCCCUACGAUGAUACACCAACUACUUGUGCUGCUACCUCUCAAAAGUUUGGAUGGCCCUACUUUCAGGUCAUGACCCUUGGAUUUAAGAAAGUCUUCAAGAAAAUGUUGAAUACAAUUCAAGAGAAAAUGUGAUUUGAAUCUGGAGACAACUGUGUAUAUAACAUAAUAAUAAAAACUAAGGAUAGCUGAUAGAAGAGUACAAAAUUUGGAAAUUGCUACAAUUAACAAGAAAAGCUGCUUCAGUUUGAUUUAUAUUACAUAGCAUAUUGCUUCUGGACUCUGAUAAUGGAGAAAAAGUGUGUCCUGUAUUUUCUGUUUUUCUUGCCUUGUUUUAUGAUUCUUGUCACAGCAGAAGUUGAAGAAGAACUCUCUGAUGACUUAAUUCAGUUGGGGGUUACUAGAAAUAAAAUCAUGACAGCUCAGUAUGAAUGUUACCAAAAAAUUAUGCAGGACCCCAUUCAACAAGCAGAAGGCAUUUACUGCAACAGAACCUGGGAUGGUUGGCUAUGCUGGAAUGAUGUUGCAGCAGGAACUGAGUCAAUGCAACACUGCCCCGAUUACUUUCAGGACUUUGAUCCUUCAGAAAAAGUCACAAAGAUUUGUGACCAAGAUGGAAACUGGUUCAGACAUCCAGCAAGCAACCGAACCUGGACAAAUUAUACCCAGUGUAAUGUUAAUACACACGAAAAAGUCAAGACUGCACUGAACUUGUUUUACCUGACCAUAAUUGGACAUGGAUUAUCUAUUGCAUCACUUCUUAUCUCACUUGGCAUAUUCUUUUAUUUCAAGAGUCUAAGUUGCCAAAGGAUUACCUUGCACAAAAAUCUGUUCUUCUCUUUCGUUUGUAACUCUAUUGUAACAAUUAUUCACUUCACGGCAGUGGCCAACAACCAAGCCUUAGUGGCCACAAAUCCUGUUAGUUGUAAAGUGUCUCAGUUUAUCCACCUUUACCUGAUGGGCUGCAACUACUUCUGGAUGCUCUGUGAAGGCAUUUACCUGCACACACUCAUUGUGGUGGCUGUGUUUGCUGAGAAGCAGCACUUGAUGUGGUAUUAUUUUCUUGGCUGGGGAUUUCCACUGAUUCCUGCCUGCAUACAUGCCAUUGCCAGAAGCUUAUAUUACAAUGACAAUUGCUGGAUCAGUUCUGAUACACAUCUCCUUUACAUUAUCCAUGGUCCAAUUUGUGCUGCUUUACUGGUGAAUCUUUUCUUCCUAUUAAAUAUUGUACGUGUGCUCAUCACCAAGUUAAAAGUUACACACCAGGCAGAGUCCAAUCUCUACAUGAAAGCUGUGAGAGCUACUCUUAUCCUGGUGCCAUUGCUUGGCAUUGAAUUUGUUCUUAUUCCCUGGAGACCUGAAGGAAGGAUUGCUGAGGAGGUAUUUGACUACAUCAUUCACAUCCUUAUGCACUUCCAGGGUCUUUUGGUCUCUACAAUUUUCUGCUUUUUCAAUGGAGAGGUUCAAGCAAUUCUGAGAAGAAACUGGAAUCAAUACAAAAUCCAAUUUGGAAACAGCUUUUCCCACUCAGAUGCUCUCCGUAGUGCAUCCUACACAGUGUCCACAAUCAGUGAUAGUCAUGAAUGUCCUAGUGAACACUUAAAUGGAAAAAGCAUCCAUGAUAUUGAAAAUGUUGUCUUGAAACCAGAAAAAUUAAGUGAUAUAGUUAUAUGAAAAUAGAGGCAUCAUUGCCUGAUUCAUGCCAAUCUUAACUCAAGGAUUUGGACCUGUGAUUUUACAGCAGAAGACUUCAAUAUUAAAUGAAUUUCUCUAAAGCCAUAAAGACAGCCUUCAACUUAAAGGAGAAUUGUGUUGAUAAAUUUUUGACAACUAGCUCUAUGUGGGGAAGAAGGCCCUGAUUUAUAUAGUUUGCCAGUAAAUACUUUGACUAUGGCAGAUUUCAAACUACCAACUUGACAUCACUGAAUGUGGAACUGGGAAAAAUGAUAGGCACAGUUGACUCUCAUGAGCUUAUGUGGGUCAGCUGCAGCACAUCACUGCAAGAACUGACAGAUGAGUAAGACCAAAGGUUCACGUACACAUUGGGUAUAACAUUACUCUCGUCACCUAAGGAGAUCUAGCUAAGUUUUCCACACUUUGAAGAGAAAGUUAGUUUUUACAUGUUGGCUGUUUAAAAUCUUAAUCCCAGUGUCACAGGUGUAGUUGAUUUUUGCUUACCCAGAAAGCAUUCUAACCCUUUUUUGUAAUACCUUUUCAAAUGGACCAGACAGAGUUAAUUAUCCCUGUUGGCUUACCCUCUUCUCCCUAUGAAAAGUAACAGAGUUUCUAUGAGCUAUUCAUUUUCUGAUACAUCUUGAUUAUAUUCUAUGGCAUGUCCUUUUUUGAGACUUAGUGAACAGGCUGCAUGAUAUGUGAUCCUACUUCUGUAUCAUUAGGGAGACAUCCUAGUUAAUGCUAUAAAACACCUAGCAGCUACUUCCUGCUUUGCUAUAGGAGUGGGAGGGAAUCAGUUUCCCUGAAUCUGUAAAUAGAAAUCUUUGCCCCUUCCAUUUCUACUGUGUAGACAAAUUAGCAAUCAUUUUAGAUGAAGGAAAUCAAUGAAGGAUUUCUUAUUAUCUUGGAAGUUUGUAAAAAAAAAAAAAAAGAUUGUUGUGAAAAAUGAGCUUGUAAAUACUCCAGUAUUUUAUUUUAUAGUCUCAAAUGCCCACUACCUAGGUAUUUUUUUUUAAAAAGUAGAUACAUAAUGCAACAAUGUAUACAUGUUAAUAUCUGAUACUGUGUCUGGGCUGACUUCAUAAUAAAAUAGAGUCUGGUAUUCUAUAUUUGGUAAAUAUUUUAAGGACAACCAGAUGCCAGCAUCAGAAGUUUGAGAGCAAAAAAUAAAACAUAAACAUCUAUGGUAAAUAUAAAAUAUUUAUUUUAAAAAUGAAAGGCCAUUAUCUUAUUGACAUAUUAGUUUUGUAAUUCAUACCCUAAUAGUGGGUGUGCUUGACAUAUUUUCCUUCCAUUUCGAUGAUGAACUCAUAAUCUAGAAAUUUUCAACAGCUACUGUAAUAAAUGCCAAUUUACUCUCCGUAUGGGUUUUACCACAUUAAAGUACUAUUUUACUGACUUAUACUAUAAGAUUAAAUAUGGGUUUGGAAAUGUCCCAGAUUAUUAAAGAAAAGAAACUAGAGGAAGACAUAUAUAACAAUGUUUUAUUAGGGAACAAUUGUCAGACAUUUUUUCAAUAAUUAAAUUAAGAUGGUAGGAAAAUUUGCUAAUGAAUUAAACUGACAUUUAAAUGGGAUUCAGUUUUUCUAAUGUUAUUUUCACUGGAAUCUCCAAAGAACAACAAUGACUUCAAUUAGUGAACAUCAAUUUUAGGACAAGUUUUUAUGUGGUGUGUUUUUUAAGUGUGUCAACUUUAGAUGGAUUGAAAUAAUGAUUUAUUAUCAUAAGUUGUUUCUUAAGCCAUCGAUAAUGUUGAGUUCUGAAGUCAUUUGAAAUUGUCAAGGAAAAUUCUCUAAAUUAGUAAGAAUUUACAUACUAAAUGGUCUGGUAAAUGCAUUUAUAAUUUAUCUAUGCAUGUAAAGGUAUCAUUAAGUUAGUUUCAAAUUUACAAAUUUCAUAGCAAGCUGUUAUAAAAAGGAACGCAGGCUGUUCUGAACUUUCAACUGCCUAAAUUAUACAAAAUUUCCACUUAAUAAAUUCAAUUUUAGCUAUUUAUUGUCAAAGACACAGAUUCAUGUCUUUUGCAGACAAUGUCCAUGUAUUUCAGCAUUCUUCUAGACAAUCUGUCAGUUUCAACCCUACAUGGCAGUAGAAAUGUUGAAUUGUCAGAGAGCAUGUUAAAAUGAUAUUGUAAUUUUGAAGUAUUUUUAUUGUGCUUUGAUCUUAUUUAGUGUGGAUGAGAUUGAGAUUUCUUUUAUUGCCAAGGUUCAUCUGAUAUACAGUGCUCAGAUGUACCAGUCAAUCUGUGAUUAAUCAGUAUUAGUUUUAUACUCAAAUAUUUUAAAAUUAAUAUUUUUAAAUAAUAGAUUUCUCUAAAGGUGAACUGCUAAUUAAGAUCUUUGUAUCUUACUUGUAAAGAAAAAUAAUUCUGAUAUUUUUAAGAAGAAAACUUCUUUGGUAUAUAAAAACUAAUUUGGGGAAUUUCUAGCUUUUAAAACAUAGAUCUGACAUUUUCCUGCAAUUGUGAAAGUCAUAAUUUAAUUUUCUAAAAAUUCUAUUUUGUCAUUUUUUUCAAAAGUUGUUUUCUAGUGAAUUCAUUACAAAACAUCCAAUCUGAAAUUUAUUGUUUGUUCAAAUGUAACCUAAUGUACAUGGAAUUUCUGGUUGUAGUGCUAUAUGUAUUGAUCAUAAAUUUUAAUGUGAAUUUAAUUUCUCUUGGUUUUAAUCUGCUAAUAGAAACAUUAUCUGUAAAAAUAUUCAAGGUAUUAUGAUCAAUUAAAACAACUCAUGUUAUAUCUACUUAAAA